Molecule: messenger RNA, 8499 nt
Organism: Bacillus rossius redtenbacheri
Lineage: Eukaryota; Metazoa; Arthropoda; Insecta; Phasmatodea; Bacillidae
Product: ribosome biogenesis protein NOP53
Exons: 9
Coding region: 35-1375 (446 amino acids)
Biological process (GO): rRNA processing; ribosomal large subunit assembly
Cellular component (GO): nucleolus
Molecular function (GO): 5S rRNA binding
Source: RefSeq, a predicted model, not a curated record
CUUAUUUUAAUUUCUAUGGAUUUAAAUAAUUUCAAUGGCGCCUGCUAAGAAACGUGUUUCUAAGAAACUUAAAAAAUCAUGGAGGAAACACGUAGAUAUAACUGAUGUUGAAGGUUUUUUAGAUGACAAACUACUUGAAGAACGUUUAGGAACACCAUUUACAGAGCGUCAAAAUGAAGAACUUUUCAGUGUUGACAAGGAAAAAACAGAUGUUAAUGAUGAAAGAAAACGGAUGACAAAAAAACAGAAGCGUGAAGAAUUGAAAAAUAAGCCAUUUAGGUGUUUUGAAAUACUUACUGCAAGAAGUAAAGUUCCAGAUCCUGUGAUCAAAAGGAAUCGCGUGCGAACUCCAGAUGAAAGGAAGUCCACGCUUGUUAAGAAGAUUGAAGCAGACCGACUGCGUCAAGGAAUUGUGAAGAAAAAAUACAUUAUAGCUCAGAAGAAUAGAGAAUUGGCUAAACUUGCGAAGAAAAAUGUUCCCAAAAUAGGCACAUUUAAAAACGAUCUGUGGGUCAGUAAUGGUAAACCAGAAGAUAAUCCUUUAGUUGAAGUUGGAGAGUGGUUUAAACCUACAACAGUGGCCAACCUUGUUAAGAACACCAGAUUGUUCAAGAAGCAGCCUCCAAAGAGUGUUUUGAAUAAGCCUACAAAGUUAAAUGCCAUAGAAGCACCCCAUCCAGGAACGUCUUACAAUCCAUCGUAUGCUGACCACCAGGCGUUGUUGAAGAAGAUAGCAGAAACCGAGCUUGAGAUAAUUAAGCAGGAGAAGCAUCUUGAACGUGUGACAACUAAAAUGUUCUCCCGAGUUUCUGUGAAAAAGGCAGAGGCUGAUUGGUUCUCGGAAAUGUCGGAAGGACUGCCGUUCAGCGAGAAGAUAGAAGUGAAGGAUGAACCAUCUGAUGAUGAUGAGUACAGAGCUGUUAAUCCUCCCACACAAAACAAGAAAAAGACUUUGAAAAAGCGGAGAAAGUUGAAAGAAGCCAGAGAAGAGGAGAAGGCAAGAAUACAGGCUAAAAUAGAGAAAAAGAAAACAGCUGAUAUAUACCAGCUGAGGUUCCUGCAGCAGCGGCUGAAGGAGGCAGAAGCGAGGCUGGCAGACCUGCAGGCGAGGCGGGAGAAGGCGCGGCAGCUGAGGCAGCUGGAGCCCAAAAAGCUGAGCAGGAUGAAGUUUGAGCCACUGGAGCUGGAGUUCAACCUGGCUAGCGAGCUGGGCGGCAACCUGCGGAGCAUCAAGCCCCAGGGCAGCCUUCUCAAGAGCCGCUUCAACAGCCUGCAGAUGAGGAACAUCAUCGAGCCAGGAUCCAAGCAUGCGAAGCACAAGAGUAAAGUGAAAUGGUUCAAGACGAAUAGCCACAAAAUGGACUGGGAAAUAUAGAAGACUUGAUGGUAUAUAACAAAUCUCGCAAGACUUGACCACUGAUUUAAUGAGAACAAUAGGAUGGUUUUAAGGGAGCAGUUUGACAUCGUCCGGAUGACGAUUUUCCCCAACGAUUCAGCAGACAGCGGAUCACCAGAGGAGAAUCCUUGUUGGUGGCGGCUGAUGCAGACUUUGAUAUAAUAGCUUUUGAGCGAUUGGGAGAAAGUUAAUGCAUCUCACCCCGGCACUCCUGUUACUACAACAUGACUCCAUUAUGAGGUUCUCGAACAGCAUCCAGGAAGAAAGGCAUACUGGCUGCGAGACGGAAGACAUCCCGCUUCCAUUGUGCCGCUCCAGCACUCGGACAGCGUUUUGUGGUCCGCGGCAGUGGCAGGGGUCGUGACUACGACUUGCUGUAAUUGCUGAUGUGGUGACGUGAUACUUUCACAUCAUACACGACGUGGAUGCUUCAAGUCCAGUUUUUCCCGUUAGGUACAUUAUCAUUGUUACACAUUUAGCUUUCGCACUCGAAGUAUAGGUGUCCCAGCAUAAUCUCAAUUCACUAAGCUUAAUUAUGUGCCACUUACAUGCUUGCAAAUGUAAGUUAAUCACCUACUCUCACUUCUGUUUUUGCUGUUGCUGACACAGCAGGUUUAAUUGAACUACUUAAAUAACCCAAAACUUAGCUAGUUUCAAAUUACAUUUAAAUUUUCAUAAAUUACGACAAUAUUCAAUACUAACUUAAAUAAUAAUUGUAAUGCUAACCUUCGCUAACAAUAACUGUUUGAACAUUAAAACACGUGUUAAACUUUAUAAUAUCUCGAUAACAUAAUAGAUAAAUUUUUUAGGAUUUACAAUUUUGUUUUAGUCAUGAUUAGUCAUUUCCUUAUGUACAAUAUGUGUCAUAUUAACUAUCAUUAAUUAAUCUUGGUUAGGGAAUUGUACACAAUGGUGGGUGUACUUUCCUAAUUUGGAUACUUUUGGAGUAUCCCAUACUCACGUUCGGUUAUCUCCUGGAUAUAAUAGAAGGUGUAUAUGUUUAAAUCAAAUUGAGAAAAAUUGUAUUAUUUUAAAGUAGUAAUGUGUUCUAAACAUACAUGGGAUUCAUCAUAUAUAAUAUAAGUGACUACUAGUAUAUGCAUGUGCUUUGUAUUUGUUUGAAUAACUAUAAACUCUCAAUGCUGUCAUGUACAUACUACUACAUACAGUAACACCAACCAUAGGCAUUUUAGUUCAAGUCACAACUUUUAAGUCAACACAUGGAGUAUGCCGAAUACCAUUGUUAACUAUGACUAAAACUAAGCAAAUCAGCUGGUUUUCGUGUAAUCAAUUAAUGCCAAUUACUAAAAAUUCCUUAAAACAGUAGGUUUCUAUCAGGUUGCUUCCGAAUAGUUUCACCGUAUGACCUUGACAUAAUACGUCAAACACUGUUUGACUGCCCAUCUGCAGCAAUAGCUCUUCGGCUAUAUGUCCAUAGACACUGCAGUAUCUAUAUCCCGGCGAGGGUGGCAUAUCUCUUCACCUCUUCGCAGGACGAUCGACUGAUAUAAACUUCAGUCGACAUACACGAUGCCAAGCUCACAUUAGUGCGACUCCUCAGUAUACUGCAAACUGGAUUAUCACCUCACUACACACAAUGUGUAAACAAUACGUCUCUAAACCCCAGACUAAGAAUUAAAUAAAAUUUCAUUUUAUAAGCUGACUGCUUGACUAUUUUAGCCUUUCGUUAGAAAGCUUCUGGACUCCAUGUCGACAUUAUACUUGAGUGAUGGGCGUUUUGUACUCUCGCAGUUGUGUUAGGUUGUAUCUGCCUAUGACUUGAUUAUUCUUCAAAUCCUUUAAUGUGUAGCAAUUCGAGUUCACGACUUCCGUGAUGACAUAGGGACCUGUGUAGAGUAGGAAUAGCUUCUUAGUUACGAACUCCCAACUCUUGCUUAUGGGUGCAGUUUUCCGCAAUACUAGAUCUCCUAUGCAGAAGCUCCGAUGCUUGGAUGCUGGUUUUUGCCGACGUCUGACUGCAGCUUCUGAUACCAGCUUAGCAUGUACUAGUUUACGAACUUCUUCUCCACUGGGUAGAUUGUCUUCUGUUGGUGGUAUGUCAUAUUUGGGUAAAUAUGCAGGGUUGAUCGUCAAAGACCGAUUUAGACAGAGGGUUUCAUAGGGCGUUCGUCCAGUUGAUCCGUGCACAGUAUGAUUCAAAAUACAUUCCACAUAGGGAAGCUUAUCACGCCACGACUGUUGGGACUGGUGGCAAUAUGUACGUAGCAAUGUCCCGAGGGUUCUCAUUUGACGUUCAACAGGAUUGCUCUGAGGAUGCCGUACAGAAAUAGUGGUUGGAACGGCAUAAAAUUUGCGCACACCCUGUUGCCAAAUUUCGCUAAUGAAUUGUGUAGCUCGGUCAGACAGAACGACCGUUGGCUUACCAAUUUCUUCAGAAAAUAAUUUUAAUUUUUCAAACAAUGUUUUAGCUGUUGUGUUGACAAUAGAAUACAGUCUAGUGUAUUUGGAAAAUACGUCAUGAACGACGAAAAUAUGUUUUACCCCUCUGUCCGUGAGUCGGGUCUCGGUCUGGGGUGGAUUAACCUCAACCCUUUUUAGUUUAACUCGCUCUUCGUAUUUUGUCGGCCCUGUCCUGUAGGCUCGACAGUGUUGGAAUUAAUUCAGACUCCUCCAUUCGUGGAGUUGGCUAGGGCCACCUGAAAUGACUCCGCCGCAGGAUUCAAUGGCUCGUUGCGUGCGAAGUACCCUAACUGCUGCGUAGUUACUGGUGGUGAGAAUGCUUUCUGAAAAGACGAUGAUGCUUGCUUACUGCCCUGAACGAUGCUUCUGUUUCCUGAAACAGUGUUGACUUGAUGUGAUGACAGUCGGUCCUCUUCGGUCUUGUUGGUGUAUCGACUGUCGAAAGACUUGCGAUAUCUCUUCGCAUCCUCGUACUCUUCGUCCGAAUGAGACUUGCGUCGUCCUGACGUAGAUUUCUUGGGUGGCCGUUCCUCCGGUGAUAGGGAACGCCGACUUCUGUUACCUCGUCGAGGUUCAUCUCGGUACAUUUGACUGUCUUCAUUGUCACUGUGGUACUUUUGGUUACUUGACCACCAGGUCUUGCUCCUGUAUGGACCUGAAUGUCUGGGUGGACAACUGGAACAUUGGCUGUGGUAGCCACCUUUUCUUCUGUGGCCUUGCUGAUUGCAUCGUUGAUUCUCUUCACUCUCCCAUCCUAGCAGGUUGACGACCGCUUGUCUGUUUUCUCGCUGCUUACUGUCACGCGACUGCCAAUAGUUAUGUACCGGCUGAGGCUUUGGGUAUUUCACUUUCGUUUCAGACUCUUCUUUGUUGAAUUGUGGCUUGUGUAGCCUUUCCAACUUGUCCAGUAACAACAGCUGUUCCCGGAAGUCGGUAACAUCUUUAUAGCUUCUGCCACUCAGUUGCAUUUGGUACUUUAAAGGAAGCUGUGUUGACACGGUAGCAAUGAACUCUUCAUCUGUCAUAGCCAGGUCCAGGUAUCUAGUACUUUCAUACAUACUGGAAAUAUGUGCUUCCAGCGAUGCUCCGCGCUUCAGAUCGUACCGUUCAGUGUGAAGUUGUGCGCAUAAGUUCCCUUUGAUCCUGAGAUUCCAAUACUGUUGUCGAAACUUCUCCUUGAAAUGUUCAUACGAGUGGGUGGUGUUGAGCUGUAUUUCGCACCAGUAAAAUGCAUGACUCUUUAGAGCCGUGCUCAAACAUCUCAGUUUCUCUGUAUCGGAUAAGCCAAAGGUUUUUACAUACUCUUCAAAUUUGUUUAAGAAUCUUACAGGAUUCUCGGAUGACUUGCCAGAAAACGUCGGCAUAGACUCCGACCAUUGGCGAGCAGGGUGAUGAAUAAGUGUAGCCGGGUCUAGGCUGGUCAGGUUGGCAGGCGUGUUCAGGAUCUGUCUGUCAACUACUGGCAUGUCUGGCGCAGUAUCCUGACUCCUACUCUCCUUUAAUGGACUGCUAUUUUCGAUUUCUGUUCUGGGAAUAUGGUUGGUAAUAAGCGCUGAUCCCAGUUCAUGUACUCGUCGCUCCAAUGAUUGUACAUGGGCUUCUACUUGGUGGUGGUGUUGUUCAACACGCUGACUCAGGGAGAAUGUUUUAGCCUCAACAGCCUUCUCCGCAACUUGCACAACGUCGCCACCGAUCGCAUUGACUCGAUUGCUUAAUAUGGAUGUUGCCUCUUCUAUGUGAUCUAAUCUUUCGGAUAGGUGUAAGGUCUCUUCCCUUAUGGCAGAGUGGUUAUUAGAACACUGCCUCUUAAGCUCUUGGCGUUCUUGUGUAGCAGUGAUGAGAAGCGCCUUCGUGCGUGACUCCAGCUGUUCGACCUGGGACUGUCCUUGUGAAACUCGAUCAGCCAGUUGUUCCAAGGUCUUGUGUUGUUCCCUGAACUUUGACUCCAAUCGCCCCUCUAAUAUAUUGAGAUCGGUUCUUAGACAGGUCUCUAUGUUAAACAGUCCCGACUGUAAUUCUGUACGCACGCUGCUAAUGUCCGACUGUAGGUCUGUACGCACGCUACUAAUGUCCGACUAGGUCUGUACGCACGCUGCUAAUGUCCGACUGUAGUUCUGUACGCACGCUGCUAAUGUCCGACUGUAGGUCUGUACGCACGCUGCUAAUGUCCGACUGUAUACUACUUAUGUUGACCUGCAAGUUGAGUAACAUCUGGCCUAAACGAUCCAGAUCGAAGACUUCUGGUGAUGGAAUAGACACAUGGCCCAAGACAGCUGUUUGUAUAGGUGCUGUUACUACUGCAUCCGCUGAUAUCCUAUCCAAAGCUACAUUAAAAGGUUCCUGAAUCUGUUCAAUUACAGCAGCUGCAGCUGGUAACACUGAGGUUCUGGAGGUGUCACACCUUGUAGGCAUCUGAGCGGGGACCAACGGCCGCUCCAGACAUUCACAUUCUCUGGUAAGCGAUGUAACCGGACUGUCCACUUUAACUACCCUUUCCGGUGAAACCAUGUUCUCGGACGAAGAUGUUAGUGUGUUACUACCUGAGUUAAUAACCUCAACUUCGUUUGACUCAUUGUAGGUAGCCUCAGUUCUGUUACGGAGACUGUAAACUGACGCACUACCUCUAGACAUGGUGUAUGGAGUAGGUAGUAAGAUGCCCAAUAUUUUCAAUAACAAACUAAAAAAAUACUAAAUAACUAAACAAAGCACUCGUCGUACAUUCGUGCCCUACGUACUGGGCUCCAUUUUCUCUAUACUAACAUUAGGAUCUUCAUUGUGGAUAAAAAAUUUUCUCUGUGAGUGGGUGUGCAUGUAUAAUUUUCUGUGUUAUAAUUACAAAAUAAAAAAAAAAGUACUUAUAGGCUAAUCCUCAAUACUGGAAUACAGAUUCUACACAAUAAAUAAAGCUCGAACAAUAUGGUUAGCUUUAAUCUGUGAUGGUAUAUGGAAAAUUAUAAUUAAGGAUGUAAAAUUAUGAACAAAUAAACCAUUUGUGUCACCUCAAAUGUUUGUUAAAUGACUGGAAGUUAGGUUGGGCACAUCAUUUAAAAAAACAAAAGUUAUUGUCAAUAUUAUAAUUGGGUUCCAACAUUAAUGCACACCACGAUAUAGUUUAUAUUAUAAUGUUUUAAUUAUAAAUCCCGGCCAACUGUUGUCAAUGGUAGAGAACGAAAUUCAUACUUUAGGACUUCUGAAAUUCCGACGAGUACUCAGUAUUAGUCAACAGACUCGAUUGUAUUUAAUUAAUUUCUUCACUCAUAAAAUAUAAUCUCAUACGAUUAUCACUUCAAAAGGAAAAACACGGCCUUCGUAUUUCAUUUUAAUUAUUUCCUUUUCGAGCAUAUCAAUUCUUCCAUUCAUUUUAAAACUCUUCUCUAAGCAUAGAGUAAUGUACAUACAAUAUGACAAUUCCAAUACCAUAGCACAUACUUCAAUAUAUCAAACAAACAUGGCACUGAAAACUAAAUAUAUAUCGAUUCACAAAACCAAUGCAAAAAGUUCAUCUGUAACAAUUUUUCGUUACAACAGGAAUCGACCCAUCACUAAUAUAUAUCAUAGUUGUAUUUCAUGAAUCAAUAUAUAUCAUAGUUAUGUAGUUAUUAAAUUAUUUUUUAUAAUUAUGUAUUAAAUAAUUAAAUUUCCCAGCCUCCAUUAGUAAAUUCAUGUUUCAUUAAGCAAUAAACGUGUCAUCAACAAACAAAUGAAAACAAGCAAAAAUAUGAUUUGAAAAAAUAAUGGUUAUGUUGUGUUUAUGAACUAAAAUACAUGUGCAUCUGCAUUGCAUGCUUUUCUUAGAAUGAGUUAGUUUGGGCAAUUUAGUAAAUUAAUAAAAAAAAAAUUUAACCAAAAUGUGUUCUACUUCUGUAUUGGUUUGUAAUCUGUGAAUUUGCCAUAGUUGAGACACAAAAUUCAAGAGGCUAUUGCUUCCAUUACUCUGGUCUCUUUAACAGGUGUGGGAAGAAUUUUACUUUAAGGUUGGAUAUGUGAUGUGUAACUAAAGGUGCACAUAUUGAACGUUUGUAGCAAAAACUGUUAGGUACCUUCAAUUUGAUGUAUAUGUUGUAAAUUGUCUAAAUUAAACUUUAAUAUAUGUCAUUGAAACUGGGACAUUCUUUUAUGGACAUUCUCACUUGGACAUCAUGUAUAACUGGCGAAAAAGUAACUAUUUUGCAUUUAUUGUGGGUGCCACAAUUUGUAAUUCUAUUUGCGAGUUCUGAAAUGCCUACCAGUGGCGUAGCCUGGAUUUGGGUUUUGUUUGAAGACACUGCAUGCAUAGGCAGGUGAACAUUGGUUAUGCACAUGCACACAUGAACAGUAGUGCAUAUAAUUACACACAUUGUGAAGUAAUCAGCUCCACAUUAUGGUCUAAAAUCUAUAAGUUAACAUUAAUAUUUUUAUAUAUAUUACAAGUGUAACGAGUGCAAUAGAUUUAUAUCUUAUAUGUAAGAUUAAAUGUUAAUACUUGGAAGUUCACAUUAAUUUGACAAUUUUACUAUUUUUACUUCUAUAUCAUUAUCAAUUUUAUAUAUAAACUUUGACGUAAAUAAAACAUGUUCACUGCAGAAGAUAACUUAAUGAAAUAUUUAAAUAUUAUUAGCUACCAUUGCCCUUAACACUUGGGUGCAAAAUAUAAGUCAAAUGUUUUGUAAAAUAUCAAAAUUUAUAAAUUUUUGUUCGGCUAA